GAAAGGAAAAAACAAAAAAUCACUUGAAGAAGAAGACAGAUACAAACCGGUGGCAUAUAUUUGACCAUGUGUUUUCCGGCUCAUCAAAUUUCUGUAUUAAUGAAGAGUUCAAAAUAGUCGGGCUCGUAUCAUGGCCGCAUGGAUCUUUCGAUUUCUUGUAGAAAGGCCAAAACUAUGUUUCGGUAAGAAAUCUUCUUACUAUGUUUUUUCGGUGUGUGUGUAUGUGUGUGGAUCUAUCUUGUUUAAUACACAUGUCAAUAAUUUUCUUGUCUUUUGAAUUCUACCGGUAGGUAUAACGCUUGGAGCGCAUUUCAUCUUAUUAUUGGUAACUGGUUCGUUGUAUCUCUCUGGUUAUGACAUCUUGCCGGCCGAUUUUACCCAAGUUCCUUUGAAUCUCGAGGAUGAUGUGACCAAACUUCGUGCGGAUGCAUGGAAAUUCGCCCGGCAAGAUUCGCGAGUGAACAUCAACCCGACUUCCGUGGGAAUUCAGCCCGAACGUAGUAUCCAGUAUGACGCUCUUGAACUUAUGUACGAAGCCGAACAAGGCAAUACGUUCACCAAGGAGAAUCUAAAAUUAAUUCGAGACACAGAAUUUGAAAUCUUUAACAAUUCAAUUUAUCAACAACGCCUUUGUCAAAUCGUAGAAUACGGUCUUUGUAAGUUCCCACUGUCAAUCAUUCGCUUUUUUGAUGGCAGUUAUAGAUCGAUUCAUAGAGAUUUAUUUGAUCCAAACUUUGAAAAUAUUACAGCAAUUCUAACCCUGGCUAACUCAAUCAACGUGACGCGGGCGAUUCUUGACUUCCAUUUAGACAAGCAAGCGGUCAUCGCAGACCCUACUAAAGGCCACAAACCAGUGAAAUCGAAAUAUACUAGAUCGUUAUUUUACAUUGGGUAUCCACUAAAGGGAUUCCACAACAUCGAGGAUCGUGUUGAUGAGCAGUGGGAAAAUGCCCAGUCAUUCGCAAGCGAGGCUUUUGCAGAACUGCUAGACAAGAAAUUCAAAGAAGGGAUCGGCGACAUGAAAUUUUAUUAUUUUUUGACAGCUUUAUUUUUUAAUGCCAUUUCUCAGCAGGUUAUUUAUGAUCUUCUUCUGGCCGGUGCAAGCUUUACUUUUAUUUUCCUCUUCAUGUUAUUUCAAACUCAGUCUCUCUGGAUCACCGGCUGGGCGGUGUUUAGUAUACUUACUUGCUUCUUUGGUGCCAAUUUGAUCUAUCGUGUUGUCCUGGACUGUCGCUAUAUCGGCAUUUUCCACGUUCUUUCGGUGUUUAUAAUCCUGGGUAUUGGUGCGGACGAUGUGUUUGUAUUCAUUGACGCAUGGAAAGCUUCAGAAUCUAACUCAUUUAGGGAUCUUUCAUCAAGGCUUUCUUUUGUGUAUCGGCGAGCAGCAAGCGCCAUGUUCACGACUUCUUUCACUACAAUAGUGGCUUUCAUCACCAGUGUCUUCUCCCCCUUAUUGGGUGUGUCCACAUUCGGCAUAUUCUCAGCGCUACUAGUUUUUGUAAACUACUGCUCUGUUAUUAUUUUUUUCCCUACUGUCAUUGUAACAUAUGAAUACUAUUGGAAGGACUAUCGUUGGCAUUGUUUUGGAGAUUUAAAGGCGUGGCAAGCUAUAACCUCGCGCCGAGACGACAUCGUACAGGGCGACCAGGGUGAGGAGCGGGAAGGAGAACGAGAAAAAUUCGUGGAACCGAGCAAACAUAUUAGCGAGUUUCUGGGGGGGAGAUUCUUUGACAAUUUUAUCGGACAUCGAACAAUACGAUGGAUCACCAUGGGAAUAUUCCUGAUUUUUCUUUGUGUGUCCAUUGGAUUUGCGACACAACUUGCUCCUGACGAAGAACCGGCAAGUUAAACUAUUUUUAUGCUCUGUAAUGGUAAUUAAGAUGGCAACUUACCAUGUACAAACAACACAUUUUAAUGAUUUUGACAGAUUUUAAAGGCCGAUCUUGUUUGUUUCCAAUUAGGUAACACGGCGCAAAAAACUUUACGCGCUCACAACUUUUUUUAAACAUAUUUUUUUUUUCAUCCUGUUUCAGUUCAAAGGCUUUCGUUUAGCAGUUUAAAUUCAAAAAUAUUGUCAAUUUCGGACUUGUGCCUAAAUUACUUUCCGCAUCCUGUUUCAUAAAAAACUGUCCUUUUGAGACAGUUUCACAAAAAUAUCCAUUGUUGUUGACAGUAAAUUUUGUUGAUAAAGUUUUCACCUGUAAUCUCCAAGCCAAAACACUUUCUAACUGAACGAAUGACAUUAACAGGUUUGAUGGCACACAAACAUGUCGUAACGGCCGUAAUUGAUGUAAGCAACUCUUGACUUUGGUUGAUCAAACGUAAUGUUUUGUUUGUUGUUUUGUUUAUUUUUUUGUUUGUUUUUUUACCACCGUGGGCAGUGACAAUUUCCUUAGUUCAAUCUGUUUCCAGUUGUCCAGAUUGAAAACCGAAACGUUAAUUUCAGGACGAUUAUGGCAUAAAUUAAUGAUGCUAUUUUGGCGUUUCAAGAUGGAAUUAACCAUCAAGUCAUCCAAUGCGGAGAAAAAUGUUUUGCAGUGAUUUCAUCAAGCCGACUUAGCCAAAGAUAAGCAAGCUAUUUGAAUCACACAGCUUUCUAUUUGUUGAUUUUUUCUCACGUUUAUAUUUUCCAUGCAUUUGAAAUGCAUUUUGCGAUAUUAAAUGUUUGUGUUUUAUUUCGCAGAAAAAUGUUUGUAUUAUUUGCCAUUGAGACGAAGGUUGUAUCAAAAUUGGCCACAAAUCCUGUGGUCAUAAAGCCCAAAACAAUUUUACUUUUCGACAAUUUUCAGUUUUUCUGUUAAAUCAUGUUAAAUGAAGCAAAAACCUACAUUAAGCAUUGAAAUUAAAAUUAUGUAUAUGUCUUGAUAAUUAUCCAUUUAUAGAAGUACAUUUACUGUUCUCAAGACAGCUGGUCACCCUGGCAAAAACAAAAGUUAUUCCAACCCAAAUGACGAAAUUCUAUUCAUAUUUAAUAACUUUGAACCCAUCAAUCAUACUUAGGUAUCCAGCUGGUGUGUUGGAUAAAGAAGCAAAAUGUAUUAAAGGCAAAGAUAAUCGUCUUUGUAAACAAUCUCUUUUGUUACGGUUCCAAUAGUUUUCAUGAAUUAUUCAAAUGAGCCUUUCAGUUUGUUUUCUUUUUAUCUUGACAAUUAAAUGAAGAAAACAGAAGGCUGAGUAUCAUUUACUUUUGGCUUUUAAACUCAGCCAAGUUCUUUUAUGUCAGUACUACUCAGUUUUGUUUGGUACAAAAUCGCAUUGAUCAAUGCAGCAGGCGAAGCAACGGAGUGAUAUGAGAAGAACUGAGCAAUUUAUACUGAGUUACCAUGAAGCUUUUUUUUUGGGGUGGCUGGUGGAAGGUCAUGUGACUGUUUUCAUUGUGUAACUCAUUAUUUUCCCUGUUUAGGUGGACGUUUGGGGACCAGGCACCAACUGGUACAAUAUAAAGCUCUUAAGACGCUCAGCAUUUCGGCCAAGUCAGGAAGAUAACGUUGUUGAAGUUAACAUCAUUUGGGGACUAAAGAAACAAGAUCGCAGUUCCUGUCACUUUACAGAUUUCAAAUGUAAAGGAAGGACUGUAUUUGAUACCAGCUUUGAUCUCAAUCCCAAAGAAUGUCAAGAAGCCUUACUGGUAAGUUAAAGGCAACUAUUCCUACCACUUGAAUUUGAAGAAGCUAAAUUUAAAUCAAAUGCAAGGCUGAUCAAACAAAAAUAAAAUAUCCCUCCAUGGCUAAUCGAUCAGUCUUGCAUUUAAAUAAAAGCUUUAUUCUAAAUCAGGUGAUCCUGGUCUACACCAAGAUCCAGAUUCUCCUCGCUAGUCCGGCGCUACUGCUUUUCCGAGUGGUCCUCGCAAGAUUUUACUCAACUGAAGAAACGGCUACUAAAGCGGGGAGCGGGGAAUGAGCCCGCAGAACUGGAAACUAAAAAAAUGGAAAGAAAACAGAGAAUUGGAAAUGAAGUCACUGACCUCAUUGAUAGGGCUAGGGUUCAUUAGCUAGGUUUUGUUCUCAUUUUUCAUUUCCCUAUUCCGAGUUCUCAUUCCCUCCUCCUCGUUCCCCGUUUUAAUAACGUGCCUGAAGAAACUAAUGAUUUAGUUGGGUUUUUUUUUUUCUGCGCCCCACCCCAGUUCUCAUUUAGCAGAAAUGUGAAUAACAAGCUGACCAAUAAUUAACAUAACAAGCUAAAUUUUUAAUCUUCUGCCAUCUUCGAAGGAUUUUUGCCAAGAAUUGAGAAGUUUGCCAGACUACCAAAUCAGCAACCUGAGAAUUCGACGCAAUGCUGUCAACGGAGAGCCAGAAAUUCAAUGUUUUAUGGAGAAACUGAAAGAUUAUCUGCAGGUAAACAUCAGUUUCAUUCUCGUAAAAGUCGAAAAUGUUAGUCCAGCCUCGCAUAUAGUCAAGACCGACCGAUUGACAAGGACUCUUUUUAGACAGUUUUCCAUGUUCUCUUAUUCAUAUUAUUGGUGGGGAAUUGGAGGGUGUAGUCAUGUUAACAUCAUAAGGAAGAUACAGGGGGAAAAUUGUGGGUGAGAAAGAAAAAGCAGUGGAAGAGGAGAAAACAAUGUAGUCGCUAUAAAAAUCGAAACAGAUCAUGAAUGAGUAAGCUUAAUUAGUAGUCUACUUUAAUAUACUCUCGUUGUUGUUAAAUGGAAGCACUCAGUGUGGCGCAGUGGUGAAAACAAUCUUUUCGCACAAAUAUGGCUUGUACUUAGUACAUCUUGAUGUUUGUAUAAGGGUUGAGUUUAUUUUUGUUUUGUGUGUUCCUUCAUACGUUAUUUCAUUGAUUUUAACCGUAAUUACAAUUUACUUUGCAGACAGAAGCCAGUAAGCCAAAAUAUGCCAAUACCACUCCUCCCACAGUGCCUUCUGAUGAAGAGGACGCACGUCUACUAAUGGCGCGAAACCCGCAGCUUUUUAACAUCACACUCGUGGGUAACAAGUACGACAGAUAUUUUGAAGUGAUGCUGGGAUACUGGUUAACAAAUGCCAAUCAAUCUCUGACGUCAGAUGAUUAUCACACGUACGGUGCCCUGCUGGGUGGGUCAAUGGAUCCCACCGACCCCUCCGAAAUGCCAAACUAUCAAGGUCAGCGUGUAACUUCUUGUACUAGUUAUUAAGAGAAAAUAAACACCGAUUAACAAUAAAUUACUGUCUUUGAUCCAAUGACCUUGACCUGCGUAGUUAGGGUUGAUCAGGGUUAUUCGGAGACAACCAGCAUAGGAGCGAAAUUAGCAUAUUAUAUCCUCGGUUAGUUGCCAUAACACCUCAUAUGCUCUGUUUGUAGUUAAAGCGGGAUUAAAGCUAGUCCAAACAUUGUCACAAUUAUUUUAGGUAUUACUUUGCUGACGAAAUCAUACAAAUAUUGAUACUAUGUAGAACUGGAACUCUCCCGCAGGUGGCAAGUAUGGAAACAGAUUAUUAUUCGCUUCAAUUGCUGUAAACACCACCAUGGUACUCAGCAAGACAGGACAAACAGAAGGUCUGAAAGUUUAUGAUCACUGGGAAAAGUUUGUUCGGCAAAGGGUAUGUGUGAACUAUUGAUUUAGCUUAUCGGAGUUUACUGGUCGGUAGAAAAAAAUUUUCUUACUUAAUUUGCAACAAAGUCAUGAAGAAUGAUCCCCGAAACACUGUCAAUUGAAACGUAAACAAACUCCAAGUAAGUGACGUCUUUUGUUUACAAAAAGUUCCGUUUUUGAUUUUUAUCCUCUGAUUUGGUAAAUACUAAUUCAACUAUCCCCCUCAGGAUCGGUUCAUAGCGCGAGAUAUGUACACCACUAUUCACCUCCCCUUCGGUGGAUAGUUGUAUAAUAUUCGUACAUAGUUGAAAUAGAGUCCAUUGAGUUAUAUACAGCACGUAAUUUACACAUGUAUUGUUCACAUAUAUUUCGCGCACUUAAAUUUUUUGUACAUGAUAUUCCGACCACUAAACAGAUCUAUUGUAAUCUUAAACUCAAUAUUCUUCCUGACCGAACAUUUUGUAUUCUUAUAUGUUUACCCAGAUUGCGAAGAUGCCUGCCUCAUGUAACAAUGCAUUUCAAGCCACUCCCAAUGGUCAUAACGCUUGGCAUUGGCUCAAAGUCAAAAAGGUUUGUAGUGUUUUAACUUGAGAACGUUUCUCUACAAAAAUCAGUCAACCAAUCGUUAAAAGAGGGGUUGCCAGAAAACGCACUUUGCCGAGGGUUUUUAGAUUACCUCUUAUGGCAUUUAAAAUGUUUUCUUACUGGGUUGGUUGCACUAGAAAUGUGGAGAAGGGAGACCAAGUAAAAUGUAGCAUUGAAACAGUUUAUUUUUUAAAAACAACAAAAAGUUAUGAUAAAAGAAAGACGUCGUUUUGCUCACAGCACUGAUGUCGUCUUCCCUUCAUUUUUAUUCUCUCACCAGGUCCUCGCGUCCACUGCAGUUCGAGGUAUCCUAUUGGGACUGGGACUGGCCAUCUCGUUGCUGGUAUUUAUGACGUCAAACUGGAUAGUGGGUCUGCUGUGCGGAGCCAUUAUUUCAUGCAUCACUGUGGGUGUAGUUGGAGUCAUACCACUAGCUGGGUGGAAGCUGGGAGUCCUCGAGUCUCUAAAUCUUACGCUGGUAGUCGGACUUGCUGUUGACUACGUAGUUCACCUUGCUGACGGUUAUGUGCGAUCCCAGAAACAAUCGCGCAGGGACAAAGUCCGUGAAACUUUAAGUCACGUGGGUAUUUCGGUGCUUUCUGGCGCUAGUACCACCCUGGGAGCCUCUGUAUUCAUGUUAGCUGCUAAAAUCCUCUUCUUCUUUCAGUUCGGCAUUUUCAUGUUUUGUACUAUCGGUCUUUCAAUCAUUUACGCUUUAAUCCUUUUCACUACCAUACUGGGGAUCUUUGGUCCUGAAGGAAACACAGGAUCACUGGAGCCAUUCUAUGAUUGGUGCAAGAGAAAGGUUGGGGAGCCUGUGGAAGAGGAGAUUCCUUGCGAAGAAAUGACAGGGCCUAGUUGCCGAUCUCCCUCCGAGAGUCCAACAAUUAAGGCCACGCUUUUAUGACAGCUGCUAAAUACAUGACUGCGUAAAAUAUUCUUCAGAACAGGAGCAGUGAGUUGAUCUUUGAAAUCUUGCCUUGCUCUUGUAAAAAAAUCCUCAUAACAUAGAUUAGAGUAGUAUGAUGUCUAGAGUGAGUAAAUAACUCCAGUGGGACCCAAGAAACCUGUUGUAUGGAACGCAGUGAGUUACAUAUCAAACAGUUUAGUGAGCUGAAAGUACCAUAUGAUAGGAUAAAUUUAAAAACUAAGAGUAACCAUCUCUUGAAAAAACACACCGAGGCAUACAGAGUCACUCCCUUACUUUGAGCUAUGUCACUGGUUUCACAACCGUAAAAAGUUUCGCGUUGUUACUAAUUUGUGAAGACUUUCUAAAUUUGAUCAAGUAUUACAAUGAAAAUGAAAUUAUUACCUAAACAAAACUGAAACCAAACAAACAAGACAGAAAAUAAACGCGAGUUUACAAACUCUCAGUUAUUUCAUGGAUACCAAAAGGGAACAUUGUAACAUUAUGCAAUCACAGCCACCCCCACCCCCCCCCCCUCCCCUCCCUGUUUUCAAUACAAACAUCAAGACUUGAAUAUUCAAACUACCCAAAGAUUUUUUUGAAGGAAAAGAUUGUUUUUGAAAAUUUACUCUGCAGCGAAAAGUGUGUGGAAUGGAACAGAUGGGGCAAUUACCAUGAGGAUAAAAUGAUAAUAACCAUGUUUGUCAAUAUUUUGGAAUAAAGUGUAUUAAAGUACAGGCUAUUUUGACGCCAAAAUCGUUCUAAAAAUAAACCGGUCUCUGAAAACGCCAUGACAUUCGCUUUAGGUUAUGGGCUCCUAGAAGCACAAAGAGAACGUAGAAAAGAUGCUUACAACUUUGAACCAAGGUGAAGAAAUAGUAUAGAGUAAACAGUAACUAUAAUCUGAAUAUAAUGUAGCUUCUACCGUAUUCUCAAAGAGUUUUGAAGGUGUUCAGCA
This is a messenger RNA of Porites lobata, 7962 nucleotides long. The record is from the annotation of a GenBank genome assembly. Lineage: Eukaryota; Metazoa; Cnidaria; Anthozoa; Scleractinia; Poritidae.